Mytilinidion resinicola is the source of this 2721-nucleotide messenger RNA. RefSeq lists its product as uncharacterized. NCBI's taxonomy places the organism in Eukaryota, Fungi, Ascomycota, Dothideomycetes, Mytilinidiales, Mytilinidiaceae. The coding region runs from base 65 to 2338 and encodes 757 amino acids. The record is from RefSeq and is a predicted model, not a curated record. The transcript has a single exon.
UUCUUCAAACGAUUGAGAAAUUCUUACACAUGAUCUAUUUUGGUACUGAGCGUCGUAUAUUGAUAUGCCACCCAAAUCUUCAGCGGCCGACAAGGCUUGGCCCACUAUGCUUACUCUACGUAUCAACUUUCGGAACAAGACAUUCUCAACCUCCUUCGAAACCACACAACAACUCAAGAAGCGGUGCAACUGCUCACUGCUUGUAAAUAUCAAUCCAUCAAACCAAAGUGCGUUCGAAAGCGCAUUCUGUCAAGGCGUGCUGGUUCCCGACACCUUUUCCGCCCGUUUCGUAAUCACCAGCUCUACACAUGUUAAAAAAGCCAAGGAGCUCUGCGUCCAUAAUCCUGAGCGUACAUACGAAGACGCUAAAAUGUUCCGAUUGUGGAUUCUGAGGUUGGCGACGAAACUCUCCACCUUCUGCGAAUCUGACCAUUCUCAAGACUCAAGUUCGGUUGAGCAAGACUACACUCUUAGACCGUUUAAGACGGGCAAUGUUACCAAAAGAACUACUUACGAAGAUGUCAGGCGGCUCUUGGAAUCACCACUGAGUCCAAGCGAAAGGCAAGAUCAUGGGAUGGGUUACGUUUACAUCCUUCGAUCUCAAAUUGGAUUCAACACUCUAGCAGAACUGAAGAUUGGAUUUUCAAAGUAUCAUCCGGAACAUCGGUCACACGAAUUGGCUAGUUGUUUGGCACUCCCUGAGAUCAUUAGCUUCACUCCCUACAUGCCGCAUGCGAAGAGACUGGAGUCCAUCAUCCAUACGGAGCUCCAGGCCUGUCGAAAGGUCCAGCUUUGCCCCAAGUGUCACCACAAUCACCGAGAGUGGUUUACCGUAUCUCAUGUCGACUCUCGAGAGAUUGUAACGAGGUGGAGCCAAUGGCUGCUUCGAAGACCUUAUCAGGACGGGAAGUUGACGGAUGAAUGGAAAGACCAUCUUGCUAGGACUGAGCCCUCUGAUGACGACCUGUCUACCGCCAAUUUCUGGGAGACCACGAUUAGUGCCUUCCCCAGAGAAGAAUCGGACCUCGACGUGUCCCGGCGCAUCGGGAAGUACCUGAACGAAUGCUACUGGGAUAACGCCUGUGAGAGAAUGGGCAUUGGUCUACUUGGGAAAGAAUUCAAGGAUGAGAUACGGGGAGAUCUCCGCCAGAUGCUGGGAACUCACGAUGGAAUUUCCAUUUCGGCAUUGCAAGCCCAACUCUUGGAAUUAGCGGACAAACUUCGCGAAUACAAGGAGAAGAGUGAGAAUGGAAAUCGCGGGACCAACUCUAACGACCGUCCAUUUUUUGAAGACCUGAUUCGGCCAGAAAUGCGGGGAGUUUCGGUUCAUCCCGAUAUGACAAUCGGUAGCCUGCUUCGUCCAAAUAUUCCAUGGAUUGAUCGCCAAGUUCAUCCAGACACGCCUCUCAGUCUCCUGAUCAACCCAGACAAGACGCCUGGUCCCCUUACUGUUUUGACGAAACGGCAGCGAGACGACGAUGAGGCGUCCAGAAAAGAUGACUGGAUACUUAAAGCUUUUGACUCUCUCAAGAAUAUAAAGACAGGUGCCAUGUCCGUCAGUGAUCCGGUUCUGGGAAUUAGCGAGUCGCCUCUGGGUGAUGCUACCCUGCUUCCGGUCCUCGCCCUUAACGACCUGAAGUAUCUCGACGCACCGGUGUCUAAUUGGGUUGGCAUGAACCCAACGAACGCUGGAUUCCAACGCUUGCAGGAGGCGUAUCAACGCGGCGAGUGGGUUGGCGAGCCGCAGUUCAAGUUACCAAAAGCUUUUCGAAGAUCUGGGAUUAAGAUCCUCGACCCCAAGGCUGCCGAGACUUCGAAGCAAAAGUUUGAGCAAGCUUCUAAAGGAAGGCCGUCUAAGAAGGAAUCCAAAGAGACUGCUACUAAAGAGAAGAAAUCCGGAUUCGACCAAAACGAUAGCGGACAGCAAUGCGAAUUCACCCGUGGACCAGAGGGGGAUAAAUGGACCUUUUCCCGACCACUCGACGAAAAUUUCAUUCGGGAGGUCAAUGACUUACUAGAAGAAAUGAAAAUUGGGGGCCGAGCGGAAGUUGAGAGAAGAGCGGCAAACGCCUUCCGUCACUACGGGAUUCCCACAGGAGUCGACUUGACCGAUGAAGGGGACUCUAGUGAUUCGGACUCUAACUGUUCAAUUAGCUCCCCACCCAGCAAAAAUGCUGCUAGGAUCAAAGAUCCAUAUCCGGGUUCUGCAUCGCCUUCCAAAGAAACACUGAAUCCGAAUUCUGCAUCAUCUUCUAGAGAACCUCCGAAGAGGAAGCCGGUAGCUGGUCUCGGAGGCAUCACGGCAAAGAAGGCCAAGUUGUGGCUGGAUUCAUUGUAGCGAACCGAAAUCGAAUAGCCUUCGACUUCUGGCUGUGGCUGGUAAGUAGUCGGCGGCUUUCCGCGUGAACCAAGGUCUUUGCGGCUUCGGGAUGAUAUAGCAUUGUCUGUCCCUUCAUAAGUCCGGGUAUGAUAUGAACUUCAACACGACAUGUCCCGGGGGCUAGAUUUGGUGGCCUCAUCAUUGGCUUUCUACGUGCAGUAAGUAUCUAACGGAUGACGGCCUGGCGACGAGAUCAGGAUUUGAGGCCUGGGGGUGCUUUGGUUUGCUUUUCAGGUUCUCGGUAGUGCUCAGGGUGCUUUAUCGUGUUUUCUUUUCUUCCAUAGCUCUUGCGAACCGUAUACGAUUCCCUUAGUUUUGGGCGAACGCUAUCUGCUUACAUC